AUGAGGAAAAAGGGAUAUAUAAAAAAUUUUGAAAUGGAAGAAAUUAUAUUUACAUUAUUAAGUUGUUUAGAUGAAGAUAAGAAAUUAAACUACGAAAUAGUAAACACUCUUAAAAUGUACAUUAUGUAUCAUAAGAGUGAAAUCUUAAAUUAUGUGUUUUCAUUUCUCCAAAUUCAAAAGGUAAGUCAUGAGAAUCAAAAACUAUUAUUGUUAUUAACGUACGAUUUUGUUCAUUAUUGUAUAUAUGAUAACUUUAGUGACGUUGUUAAUAAAUAUUUUGAGGAAGAAGAGGAUAGUGAUAAUAUAAAAGUAGAAGAAAAAGAUAUAGAAGGAAGAGAAGAAGGUCAAUAUGUAGACAUAAAAAUAUUUGACAAUAUUUUAAAAUAUACUUUUUUCGAUGGGGACAAGUAUUGUUUUGUAUAUGAUCAUGAAUUGAAAAACAAUUCUAAUAGUAUAAAUGAAAAAGAUGAGAAUAAGUUAUAUGAAUAUAAUAAUAAUGUGAAUAGUUAUAAUAAUUAUUGUGAUGAUUAUAAUAAAUGUCGUAGUAACAUAAAACAUAGCCAUAGUUACGUUAAAAGGGAUGCUAAUUAUUAUAGCAAAUUACGAAACAAAGAAGAUAUAAAUGAUCAGAGUAUUUUUUGUUAUGAUAAAAUUAUUAAUAUGAAAACAUUAAAAAAAGAAGAAUACAAGCUUUUUUUAAUUGAAAAAAAAAACAUGACUAUGAAUUAUUUCAAAAAAGACAAGAUUUGUGAAACCAAUUUGGAUUCAUUUGAUAAUAUAGAAGACAGUAGUAUAAAGAAAAAUAAGCGAAAAUCCGAAAUAAAUAAUAUUAUUAAGAAUAUAAUAAAUUUUAUAUUAAAAGAAAUGUUAUAUAUAAAAAAGAAUGACGAGAGGCACAAAAUAAUGACUAAUUUAUUGAUAUUGUGCAUAAUAAAAGAAGAUAAUUAUUUAAAAAAGAAAAUAAUCGAGAAAGUACGUUAUUACAAAGAUAUUAUUAGUAGUAGUAAUAAUAAUAUGAACACAACUACUGAUGGUAAUAAUAAUAAUGGAACCAAAUUGAAUACUUAUAUAUAUAUCGAUUUAUAUAAAGAAAUAUUCAUGAAAUCUCCUCACUUAACAAAAAAUGUGCUAGGAGAUAUUUUCAAAAGCAUGCUUACUUUAGACCAUAACAAACAUAUAGAUAUAAUGUUUGAAAUAUUUUUAAAAAUUUUUCAAGAUGUUCAAUUCCCAUCUGUAUUAUAUAGCAUCAUAUAUAUGAAUAAGAAAUAUAAAAAAAAGAACUUCAUAAUAACAAAUAAAAAGAAUACUAAUGUAUAUUUUGAAAAUGACGUUAUUCAAUUAUCUGUAGAAAAUACGAGUGAAGAUACUUUUACGACAAAUACUAGAGAAUCUUCUUUAAAUUCUGGUAUGAUGAAUGAUAUGAGGUAUAGUGUUAAUAAUUAUGCUGAUGAAAAGGUUUACCAUAGUGAUGAUAAGAGUGACCACCUUAUAUAUAAGCAUGUACAUGAUGAAAAGAAUAAAUAUGACGAGAUGUAUACAAAAACUAAAGAAAAUGAAAACAUUAUAUAUAAAUCUAAUAUAGUUGACAAAAAAACGUGUGAUAUUAGUUCAGAAAUGGUUAAUGGUAAGGACAAAUUAGAUGUUGAAAAAUAUAUAGGUUCACAUGUAAAAAAUGAUGAAAACAAUAAAGAAAAAUUAAAAAAGAAAAUAGAUAAUGUAAAUAAAAAAGAAUAUAUUGAUAAUAAAGAGAGUGAAAAAAGUGUAUCAUUGAACAUAUAUGAAAUGGAGAAAGAAAAAAUAAAUGAUAUAGAAAAAAUAACAAAGAAAUAUUUAGAUAUAUAUUUUAAUAUAAGUAUGAGUAUGAAAUAUACAAAUGAAAAUUAUAUAAAAAUACUUUAUAUAAUAUCUAAAUUAUUAUUAUAUAUAAAUAAUGAAGAAUAUGUAAAGAAGACAUUUGAAGUGUAUAUAUAUUAUUUUUUAAUAUUUUUUAAUUCUACAAUAAUAAACAGUUAUAAUAACUAUGCUAUGGAGAUACAUGAUACUUCAUGUAUAUAUAAUAACGAUUCACAAAUAGAUAUUAAUUAUAUAAAUCUAAAAAACAUACCUAAUUAUAUUAUAAUAAAUAGUUUUAGAAUAAUUUUACAAAGUUGUCUAAAUAAGGUUCAUUUGAUAGUAGUAUUUACAAAUAAUAUAUUGAAGAUAUCUUAUGCAUUAUUAUAUAUACUAAUAAAUAAAAAUAUAAAUACAUCAAAUUGUGGUAAUAUUAUUGAGGUUAUAACAUCUAAUGAUUAUAUAUAUACAUUUAUUGAAAUUAUGGAAAUCUUUAAUAUCUUGAUAUCAUGUAUAUAUACAAAUAAUUCAGUAAUUCAAUUUUUAAAAGAGAAAUGUAAAUCAAAUAACAAAGUUGAUAUAAUUGUGUCAUUAAUUAUUUUGAAACAAUAUAUUGUAUUAAUAUCGAAUGAUUUUAGUAGUGAUAAUAUAAUAUAUAAUAUAUCUAACCAGAAUAUGAAAAUAAAUGAAAGGAAUGAUAAGAAAAAGGGUUCAGGGAAAUAUAAGCAAUCUUUUAGAAAAUUAAAUAGUUAUAUUGAUACAUAUCAGAAUAAUACAAACAUUGAACUUAUUAUUCAAAUGGUACAUAGCUUAUUGGAAAAAUAUAAUACGGAUUUGAAUAUUAUUUAUAUAUUGUUAGAGAUUAGUUUAUUGCUUUCUUAUCAUAAUUAUUUUAAUUGUUUUUCUUAUAACCCUAAUGCAAUUUUUAGUUUAUUGCAAAAAGAUAGUAGUCCUUUGUUGGUUCUUUAUGAAAAUGUGCACAUAAGAGAGGGUGAAAAGUAUGGAAGAAAUGAAGCAACGGAUAAUGAAGUAGAUUACAAAAAGGGUGAUAUAAUAAAACAUAAUGUAACAAAUGAACAUGGAAACCACUCCGAUUCAUAUCCUUAUGGUAACUCUUUGAAUUUGGAUAGAAAACCUAAGAAUAUGUAUGAAGAUAUAUACAAAGAGAAGGGGUUUGUUAAGUCAGAUUGUUCAAAUAUAGAAAUCAAGAAAAAUGAUAUGAUAAAUAAUGAUGUUUAUAAAAAAAAUGAAUUUUAUGAGGAUAGUAGAAUAAAUAUGAUAUAUGAUGAAGAUGAAAUAAAGACUUGGUUUCUGAUACCACAUAAAUAUGUGAUAAAUAUAAUAUAUUUAUUUUUAAAUAUAUUAUUAACCGAUGAAUCUAAUUUUAAAUUAAAAAAUAAAAAGUAUGGAUAUUUUGUAAAUGAAGAAACAAAAGGAACAAUUUAUGAAGAUAAUAAUGGUUUACAAGAAAUAUUAAAAAAUGGAAAGAAGUAUAAUAAACUUUUAUAUGAUAUACAUUCUCAUUACUUUAUGUAUAUGUGUCCAUCUGUGUCAUAUAUGAAAAAAUUAAUAGUAUUAGCUUUCCAAUGUAAUUUUUCUUUAUACUCCCCUAGGGUAUUAUAUCCCUUAUUAUUUGAAUAUGUAGUAAAUAUAAAGAAUAGUUAUAAAAUAAUAUUGUUAUUGUUGAAAUGUUUAAAUAUUAUAUGUAUAUCUUUAUGUAAUUACAUGAGUAAAAAUAAUUUAAAAAUACAUUCAAGACUUCAUUUUAAUUAUUUGGCUUUACCAAAUAUAAAUAAAAUUAUAUCAGUUUUGUUUAUGUAUGGUCUCCAUCCAAAUUUUGCUGUUUCGUUUUUAAGUUUACAACUUUUAUCCAUUUUGAUUUAUUUUACACAGAACAGGAGUAUAUGUUCUAUUAUUCAUAAUACUUUAUAUUACAAAACGGUGCUUCGUGUUUUAUUUCUACACGAUAAAUUGAGGAGGAUGAAAAACGGGGCUGAAUCUAAGGAAGGCGUGGCACAAAAUGAAGAAGUGAUGAAUAAUAAGAGAAAGAAUAAGAAGGGUGAACAUACAAAAGGUAUUUUUUUGGAAUCCUUUAAGUAUACUAGGCAAAAAAAAAUGAUGGAGGAAAUAAAUAAGGAUAUCAAAAAAAAAAAGAUGAGGAAGAAAACAAUAUUUGAUAAAAAUGAAAAGAUUAGCAAGGCGUGUUAUUACAAACAAAUGAUAUUAUUAAGUUAUAAAAAAAUAACUGAGAGUAUAAGUAAAAAAUUGGUUCAUACUUAUUUGCAUGUUUCUUCAGUAAAUAAACAUGAUAAUUUGAGUAGUAGAAAGAAGAGAAAGAUCAAUAAAUUUAUAAAAAGAUAUUUUCAUGUGGAUAUGGGGCAAAUUAAUGAAUUUCUGAGGAAUCACGAUCCAUACAAUUGUAAAGAGUUUGAUAAGGUUAAAAUAUAUAAUGAUGAUAAUAAUAAUAAUAAGAAGAAGAAGAAGAAAAAAAAAAAAAAAAAAACUAACAACAAUAAGGUUGAUAAUGAGGAUAAUAAAAAUAAUACUGAUUGUUAUAAUGAUAACAACAAUAAUAAUAACAUCAACAAUAAUAAUAAUAAUAAUAAUAAUAAUAAAGAUUGUAAUCAUUCUUACAAUUAUGACCAUGGUUGUAUCCAUGAAUGUUUAGUAUUCCCCAUGAUUGAAUCACUACCCACUUUUUAUAUUACUGACAUCUUGGAACUGUUGCAUAAAAUUUUUCUGAAUUAUAUAAGAAAAGAAAAAGAACACAUAUAUAAUUUCCAGACAUAUAUUACAACAUUUUUUUUUACUUUAUUAGAGAUGCUAAAAAAUAUACAAAGUGAUAAAGAUUAUGAAAAGACACUAUAUAAUAUAGGAAUUAUAAAUAUGAUGUGUGUAGCUGUUAAAUUUCUUAAGGAAAAGUGUCCUAAUAAGAUCAUUAGUAUUUUUUUUAAGCUUCUUGAAGAGGUCCCAAUUCCCUUAGGAGAAGAAGAAGAUAAAGUUGUGACUUUAUAUAAAAAUUAUUCUUAUAUUUAUCGAACUCACUUUUUUAAUUUGUAUAAAGAUAAAUGUACUACAUUGUAUACAAAAAAUUGUAUGGAAUAUAUAAAAAUGAUGAGAAAUAAUAUAUGGUUAAAUAAAAAAAAAAAUGAUAGUCAAGUGGAUUUUAAUAACUUUAUUAUAUUAUCUAAUAUGUAUAAUAAUAGUGAUACAUUCAAAAAAAAAAACAUACAAAAUGUUUUGCAAUAUUUAAAUGAUUACCAACAAGUGUAUAAAAAAAAUGUAGUCCAUAUUUUCAAUAUGUAUAUAUCAAAUGUGGUAACCCAUAAGGAGAUGGAAAAUGGUAUGUAUAGGAAAGAGGGAAAUAAAAGAGAGAAUAACACAUAUGAUAAGAUUAAUAUUGAUGAUAAAAAUAAUUUUGGUCAACCUAUAUAUAAAUAUGUCGAUAAAUUAACAAGCAAGAGAAAUACAUUGGAUAAUUCAUCAAUAAAUUGUUUAGAGUCAAGUUAUGUUACAAAGGGUAGUAAUACGAAGAUUAGAAUAAAGGACAUAGAAAAAAUAGGAAAUAAAUUAGAUACAUCCAAUCAAUUAGUAAUGAAAUCACUUUUUUUUUUAUUUGAAGAUAAAUUGGGUUCAUAUAUUUUACAAAAUGAUAUGAAUUUUUCCAUAACAAAAAAUUUUAAACAAGAAAUAGCAUCUUAUUAUAUUCAAUCAUUACUAUAUGAGAAGAAUUUUUUUCAAGUACUUUUUUUGUUAAGCAAUAUAUAUUAUUCUGAUGUAGCCAAUAAGAAAAUUGGAGCCUUUUCAUUGUUUGGGAAAUCAAGCAAUGUAAUUCAUGCCGAAAAUAUAAGAAAUACAUUAAUAUUAAGUAUGGGUUUAUGUAUGAAGAAAAUAAAUUCUCAUAAAUUUAAUCAUUUAUAUAAUAUAAGAGAAGCAUAUGUAAGUAAGGAAAUAUUUCAUAUAUAUUUAGAAAAGAUAUAUUUAAAUAUCGCCAAAGAGAAUGAAAAUUUUGAGAAUAUUUUAUUUGAUAAAAAUGAUUCCGUUGGCAUAAUACCCACUGAAAUAAUAAAUAAGAUAAUAGGUAACAAGCAAAAAUAUGUGAAGACAAAUUAUAGAGACCAGAUAAAUUUAUAUAUAAAAAUUAAAAACUUAUUACUAUCAAGUAUUCAUAUAAGUAAUAGUAAUACAUCUGACUUGAAUAAAAUAAACGUGGAAGGGCAAAAGUAUGAAGACCCUGUAAAAAGGACAUUAUCAAUUAUGAGGAUUAUUACGAAUAAUAGUAUAAGGAAUGAAGAUAUGGAUAAUAAUAAAAACAAUAGCAAUAAUAAUAAAAACAAUAAUAAUAAAAACAAUAGCAAUAAUAAUGACAAUAAUAAUAAUAAACAAUCAAAUUACCAUAAUAGCCAUGAUGGUAUUAAAAAAGGCGUAGGCUAUAAAAAUAAUAGUUCAAGUAAUACAAAUGAUAACAAAAUAGAUUUGUCAAACAUGCACAAUAAUAAUAAUAAUAUUGUUAUGAACUCUGAUUACAUUAUAAAUAAUGGUUUUACUUCAAACGGUACAUGCAGUAAAUCGCCAAACUGUAACGAUAAACUUAUGAGUAGUCAAAAAGAAGAAAUUGCUCAUAUAUAUAAAUAUAUGUCUAAAGAAAAACUUCAUUUUUUUCUUUUACAAUUAUUAGUAGAUCCAAUAUUGGGUUCACUUUAUCAAGAAAAAGAAAGUGUGUUACAGUCGAGUUUGUUGAAAUCAUUAAGAAUGAUAUCUAAAAGGUUAAAGAGAAUAAAAGGGAUAAUAUUAGAAAAUGAUAAAUAUAAUAAUACGAAAAAGGAGGAUCUAAUAAAAAAUAAUAGAAUAUUAAAUGAUGAGAGCAAAAAUAAUAUGUUUGAAAAAAAUUAUUCGUGUGAAAUCUUAAAUUAUAUUGAUAUAAAUAAUAAACGUUGUAUUCUAAAAGAUAUAUGUGAAGAUUAUUUAAAAGAAAAUUUGAGUAAUGUAAAGAAUUAUUCAUGUUUGUGUAUAUAUAAAUUUAUAAUAAUAUAUUCUUCUUUAUAUUAUUUGUCCAAUAUUGAUAAUUUAAGUUUCCCCAUACAUAAUACAACAGAUGACAUAUCUAAUGUGUCUUUAGAGAAAUUUGUGCUUUAUUUUAAGUUUUUUUAUAGGGGAAUCAUAAAUAAAAGUGAAUAUUAUUUUAAGGAAGAAAUUAUUAAGAAAUAUGGUGAGGAUGGCCAAUAUAAUAAUGAUGACUACAUGAGUAUAAAUAAUAACACAAAAAAUAAUAAUCACUAUAGUAAUAAUAAUCAUCAUAAUAAAAACAAUAGUAAUAAUAAUAACAGCAACAACAACAACAACAACAAUAAUAAUAAUAAUAAUAAUAAUAAUUAUAAUAAUAAUAAUAAGGGUAAUAUUAAUAAGGUUCAUAAUAAAACCAUAAGGAAAAAUAUUGAUAGGUUACAUCAAUUAAAUUCAAACAUAAAUUUGGAAAAAGAAUUUUAUUAUAUCAAAUUGAUUGUUGAAUUAGAUAAAAAAAUGAAUAUAAAACAUCUGAACAAGUCAUCAAAUAAUUUCAUCCGAAAUGAUUAUUUUUCUGAAUUAUUAAUACAACAUAAUGGUAACUCAAAUAAUAUAGAAGAAACAAAAACAUAUAAGAAUGAUUAUCAUUAUCACCCUGUAGAUAUAAAUAAGGAAUCGUAUGAAAUUUUGUUACAUUCCUUAAAAACUAUAUAUAAUUCUUUAUUUAUACGCCACCCUUUAAAUUUUCAAUAUAUUUUUAUCAUUGUAGAUGUGCUUAUCGGCUUGUUCUUAAAAAUUGUGUUUAACGAAAAGAAAAGGAUAUAUCAAGAAUUUCAAAAGAAUCGUGAGGGCUGUUGUAAUAAAGAAGAGAGUGGACAUGAGAACAAUUCGAAAGGUAUUAAGAAUAUAGUGUCCAAAAGGGGAGAGGAAAAUAUGGGAGAGAAAAAAAGAAACAAUAAAAGGACCAAAUAUAAGGUGCAAGAAGAAAAAGAAAAUGUUACUUUGGAUAUGUAUAAAUAUAAAAUUAUAAAGAAUGACCAUGAUAUUUAUAAUGAUGAACACAAAUGUAAUGAUAAUAAUAAUGAUAAUGAUAAUAAUAAUGAUAAUAAUAAUAAUAAUGAUAAUAAUAAUGAUAAUAGUAAUAAUAGUAAUAAUAAUAACAAAUUGGGUAUAUACAAUGUAACACAUAAUAACAUUUUAAAAGAUAAUAAAAUGAAAGCAGCAUUCAAAUGUGAUAAUGAUAUUUAUAAUCAUUCGAAUAAGAAGAGUACUAAACAAAAAAAUAAUAGAAACAAAUCAUCAUAUAUAAAAUUAAAAAAAUACAAUAAAUCAAGUUUUAUUAAUAAUAUUAUAUUUGAUAAUUUAAAUAAAUAUGAUAAAAUUUCGAUAUCAUGUUUAAAUUUAAUUAUAUCCAUAAUUGUACGACUUGUAUUGGAUAUAAAUAGUUUUUUCUUCUUGUCCAAAAUAAUUAAAUAUAUACAUGACCUUUGUAUAUCUACCAAUAUAUCUGAAGUGAAAUUCUUGUCAUUCCGUAUAAUACUUCAAAUGGUGGUAAAUUCGCGUUCGAUUAAAAUGAGACGUGUAAAAAGAGUAAGUUCUGAGGAGGAAUAUUGUGACAAGGGUUCGUUUUAUUCAAAUAUAGAAGAGAGGGAGUGGAAAAAAGAAGAAACAAAAGAAGUAAAAGAAGGACAAUAUAAAGAAGAUAUAUUAAAUGAUGAACAAAAUAAUAAUACCAGUUUAUUAUCAUAUAAUUCAUCCAAUUUUGAGAGAUAUUUUAGUUUGCUUUUUUCACCAAAUUCUACUGUAUCUUAUGGUACUCUUUUUGAUUUAAAGAAUGAGCAAAAAGGAAAAUUGGAAAAUAAGUCAAAUUAUAAUAUUGAAAGAAAUAAUAUGGAUAAGGCAACGGAUCUCUAUGAUAAUUAUGUGUCUGAUAUGACUAAAGAAAAUAGGACCCUAGGACACGAGGAGAAUGAAAAGGGUACACCAAAAUAUAAUAAUAAUAAUAAUAAUAAUAAUAAUAAUAAUAUUAAUAAUAGUAAGGGUAGUGAUAGUAGUAAUGGUCGUGAUAGUAGUAAUGGUCGUGAUAGUAGUAAUGGUCGUAAUAGCCGUAAUGGUCGUAAUGGUCGUAAUGGUCCUAAUAAUAGUUGUAGUUUUGUUGAGGGAUAUAAUAAAAAGGGUGAUGUAAACAUAAAGGGACUACAAAUAAAGGAAGAAAAUCAUUAUCUAUGUGAGUGUAUUGGUUUAUUAAUACCUUACAUGAAAGAUAAGCAAAAAAUAAUUAGUUUCUUCAGUAUAUGUUGUAUUAUGACAUUAUUAGGCAAAUUAAACAACGUGUGUAUUAUAAAUAAGACACAUUUUAUAUAUUUUUUUUUAAAUAAUUCUUUGCAUGAUAUUCUAAAUAUAUUUAAUGAGUUAAGGGAUAUGUGCUUACCAGUAAAAGGGAUUAUACAGAAAAAUAAUAAAAAGAUAAAAAAUAAGAAUUGUACAAAUAUUGGUACUACUAUUGAUAAGAUAUCGAAGAAGAAGACACCAGAUAACUUACAACAUUGGGAAGUUACAAAAUGUGGUUCUACAGAGGAUACAUAUGGCAAAAAAAAAAAAAAAAAAAAAAAUGAAAAAGAAUAUAGAAAUGAUAAUAUGUAUAAAAAGGAUAAUAUAUGUAAUGAUGAAGAAGAAAUAAAUUACUUUAAUGAAAAAGGUAAGAACAAUAACAGGAACAGUGAAGGUGGUAAUAAUAAUUAUAUUGCAUGUGAUAAGAUUAAAAAAGGAGGUAGACGAAAAAAUGAAUGUAUUUAUCAUUUUUCCUAUCGAAAUGUAAGAAAAAAUUUAUAUAACAUAGAAUUUGAAAAGAAGUUUUAUCGAAAAUUAAAUAGAAGUAUAUACGAGAUAAAUAGUAACAAAUAUCAUGAGAAGUUUAUAAAAAAGUUAGGUAUGUUUAAAUAUAAAAAAAGUAAUAAUAACAAAGGAGAGACGAAUUUAUACAAAUUGGUUAAUGAUAUAAUUAUUGAAGAUUUUUCAUCUGAUGAAAAACAUUCAUACGUAAAUACUUUAUUAUGUUGUAUACAUAAUAAGAAUAAACAUAUAUCUAUGAAUGGGUUAUAUCUCCUUAUGUAUUAUAUAUUAAAGGAACAUUUUGAUAUUGAAAGUAUAAAACUUCUAAUGAAUAGAGUUUUUGAUGAGUUGUUUUAUUAUACCAAAAGGAAUAUAUUAAAUGAGAAAUGUUUAAAAAGGAGACAAAAGAGUGAAGAAGAAGAAGAAGAAAAAACAAACAAAAAAAAUAAAAUAAAUAAUAAUAAUCAUAAUAAUAAUAAUAAUAAUAAUGUAGUUGAGGCAUAUAAUAAUGAUCAACUAAAACAAAACAAAUUAAAUAAUACUAUAGGGGAAUAUUAUAAUAUUAUGCAUAAUAAUAUGAAGAAAAAUGGUCGAGGGAAAAACGAAAUAAAUACAAAUAUAAGACAAAAAGUAAAAUAUAUGGAUAUAAAAAAAAAACAAAGAAAGAAAAAGAAUAUUUUGGAUAUAUCUCUAAAUCUGAUAUUUUUAUUAUGUCGAAAUAACUUUUAUGUAAUGUUAAAUAAAAUAUGCAUGUUACAAUCUAAAUAUAACUAUGAACAUGUUUAUUUUAUUUAUAUGAUAUGUAACAAUAAACAAAUGUUAAUUAAAACACUAGAUUAUUUAUUCUAUAUAUUAAAUAAUCAUCACAAUAUAAAAUGGAAUAAUAAUUUGAGUAAUAUAUUAUCUCUAUUAUUUCAUUUUCUAAAGUUUAGAAAUAUACAUGUAAGGAACUAUGGCCAGGAACAUUUUAUCGAAUUAUAUUUAAUUGUUUAUUAUGUAUUAGGAGUAAGGCAGCUGUCACAUCUUUACAAUAAUACAAACAAUAGUAUGGGUACUAAUAUGAAUAAAAAAAAGUAUCUAUUUCAUAAUUUUGAUAAGGUACAUUUAUUGAAAUAUAAAAAGGAAAAUAAUAAAGUUCUAAUUACAGGAGAAAAAGAGGGUGAUGGGGAAGAAGUUAUGGAAGAAAAUAUUAUGGAUAUAAAUAAAAGUAAAGAUAUCAGUAAAAAUAUGGAGAUCGUUCAAAAUAUUGAAUAUGAUAAUAAAUAUGAUAAAAUAAGAAAUGAUAUGGAUGCAAUAUAUAUGGCUAUAGACAAAGAUAUGGAUAACAUAGGUAUAAUAAAUUGUAUGCGUUAUUUUAAUUUGUAUAAAAAUUAUAAUAACCUAUCGAAUGAAUGUAAUAAUAGGGAAUAUAACUUGAAUGAAUUAUAUAUGGAGGAUAUAAAAAGAAAUAUGAAACGAUAUGACAAUAAUUUUAAUAUUAACCAUUAUGAUGAUAACAACAACAAUAAUAAUAAUAAUAAUAACAACAAUAAUAAUAAUAAUAACAACAAUAAUAAUAAUAAUAAUAAUAACAACAAUAAUAAUAAUAAUAACAACAAUAAUAAUAAUAAUAAUAACAAUGGUGGGUGUUUUUUUUUUCAUGUAGACAAGGAUUUGUUUUUUUGUACAAAAAAAAACAUAUUUCCAUGUAAAAAUAUAGAAACGGUAUGUAAGAAUGAAUAUAACAAAAAGAUAUAUAAUAAUUACACGUGCAAUAUAAGCGUGAAUAAUACCUUAAAUUGCUUAAAUAUAAUAAAGGAAUUAAUAAAACUGAAUAAUAAUAAAAAGAAAAUAUUGAAUUACUAUGAAUAUCAUAAAGUCGAAAAAUUAUUAUAUUAUAGGCAUUCGUUUGAAAAUGGUUUAAUAAAAUUAAUAUAUGUAUUUUUAAAAGAAACUGAUUGUAUACAAGUAUUUAAAAUUUUGAAUAUUUUUCUAAUAAUUGAUAAUAUAAAUUAUAUCAUAAUUUCGCUUAUUAUUUUAUCUCAAAUAUUAUUAUGUAUAAAAAUUAAUGAAGAGAUUAUAAAAAUAAUACAACCACUUAUUCAAGUAUUAUAUUGUAUAAAUAAAAGAAAAUACAAUCAUAUGUUAAUUACAAAAUAUUUGCAUAUAUCUUUUAGAAAUUUUUUUCUCAUUUUUAAAUAUAUUUAUAUGUAUUCGUCAUAUAAAACAACAGAACUGUUUUCUUUGUUUAUGAAGGAGGAGCAAAUGUUGAACAUAUUAAAUUCUUUGUUUAAAAAUUUAAAUAAUACUGACAAUAGUUAUACAAUAAAGGAGACUUUAAAGUGUUUAAAAGAGUUGUGUAAAUAUGAUGGUGAUCGUUGGCCUUCGUCUUCAAUGUAUUUAUCCUUUCAGAAAAUAUUAAGUGAUAACAAAAUAAUUCAAAUUUAUUUAAAUAGCGAUGAAGUUAUGAAUAGAGUAUAUAUCUGCAAGAUAAUGUGUGAAUUGUAUCGAACGCUUAGGAGGGAGAAAGAUAAAACAAAAGAUAUGGGAGUAAUAUUAAAUGAUGAUAUAAUAAUUGAUGGUGAAGGUAACAAAUGUGGUGAUAUAAUAAACAGUGAUAUAUUAAAAAUUGAGGAGGAAAAUAAGAAAAAAGAAAGAAGAAAAACGAAAAAAGAAAAAGAAAUGAGAGGAAAAAAUAGGAAAAUAAAAAAGAGUUUCUACGAAACGAUUACUUAUUUAUUUAUCCAUUUAAUGGAUAAGAACAGAAGAGUAUCUAAACAUGUAUGGUUAGCUUUAAAGGAGUUAAUCAAAUAUAAAUUUUAUGAGGAUAAUGUGAAUGAUAUUUUAACAUAUUUUGACGAUAAAAUUUUUGAUAUAAAAAAAACAAAUAUCACAAUGCAAAAGGAGCAACAUUCUAUUUUUGUUAAAAAGGAAUAUUUUGUAAAUAUGGAAACAAAAGAUGAAAUGACAACAAUAAUGAAAAAAAAAGAAAAAAAAAAAAAAAAAAAAAAAAGAAGAAGAAAAAAAAAAGAUUCAGAAAUUAAAUAUAAUAGUAUAUUUAAUAAAAGCGAAGAAUAUAAUAUAAAGAAAAGAGGAACAUUUGAUUAUGAAAAUAUACAAAUAAUGAUAACAACAGAUGAAAGUGAUAACAAGGAAUCUGAGUGUAGUUCAAGGAAGGAUGUGAAAAGGCAAAAAAUUAAUAUAUAUUAUUAUAAGUUAUUCAUUGAGAUGUUUAUACCUUUAUUAAUAUGUGUAGACACAAAAGAAUGUUACCACAAUAUUAAUAAUAAAUGUAAUGAUUUAAAAUUGUUGUUUGCCGAGUUGACCAAAUAUUUGUAUAAUAAUGACAUGGAGUUUAAAGAAAGAAACCGAUUAAAAUAUGAGUCUGUAAAAAAUGACGAAUUGUAUAACAUUUUCUUUAAAUACCUAAAGUUAGAUUUAAAAAAUAUAAAUAAUUUAUAUAGGGCGUACAUAAUAUUGUUACAUAGUAGGAUUUAUUUUGACAAAAAAUUAUGGAAUGUUAAAAAUGUACAAGUGCGUGAAGAGGUUAUAAAAAUGAUAAAUGAAUAUGAGUUGAAAAAUACGAAAUCUCGAGCAGAGCAUGUUUUAUUUGGAGAUUUAAAAGGGAAGGAUAUAUCAUGUGAGGAGAUGACAAAUUUAAAUAAGGAUACUAUAAGAAAAGGUAAUAUAAAAAGGAACAAUAUAAAUAAGAGUAAUAUAAAAAGGAACAAUAUAAAUAAGAGUAAUGUAAAAAGGAGUAAUACAGAUAAGAGUAAUGUAAUAAGUGAUUUUCAUAUUACAUCUAAUAAUAACAUUACAAGAAGUUUUACAGCUACGUUAACUGAUUCUAUAUUCAAUACCUUAUCUGAGACAUUGAAUUAUUCAUAUGAUAAUUUUUUCUCAAAUAUGGAUAAUAUAAAAAUCAAGAAAAAUGAGAUUAAUAAUAUAACAGAUGUUGAUUAUGGAAAUAAAAAGGAAUACCAUGAGAAUUAUUUGAAGGUGAAACAAAAUAAGGUUAAUGAGGAAUAUAUAGAAGAAACGUUUAAAAGUGAUAAGGACUGUUCAAUCAAAGAUGAGGCAUGUACAAUAAGAACACUGAGCGAGUCUUGUAAUAUAUCUGAAAAUAUUUCAAAUAUUGAUAUGGAUGAUGAAGACCAUAUAUCUUUUCCUAAUGGAAGGAAUGUACAUGAUAAUAAUUAUAUGAAGAAAAAUCAUGUGAACUAUGAUAAAAUGCGUGUAGGAAAAAAUAAAAUUCCUAGUUUUACUCAUUUUGAUAAAAUUUUGGAUGAAAAAAAAAAAAAGAGUGAUAAGGAUAUGUCUUCAUCAAAAUGGUUAGAGAGGGAAGAGCAUAUAAAGGAAAUUAAAUUGGAAAAGAAUGAAUAUAUGAAUGGUAAUAUUGGUGACAAUAGAAAUGGUAAUAUUGGCGAUAAUACAAAUGGUAACAUUGGCGACAAUAGAAAUGGUAAUACUGGCAACAAUAGAAAUGGUAAUAUUGAUGAUCAUGUUAUUGAUAAUACGAAUGAAUAUGAUGAAGAUAUAUAUUAUAGAAACAGCAUAUAUAAUGUACGUGAUGAGAACUCUUAUGAUAUGUUAUAUCAUCCUUUUGUAUGUUCUAUACAAAUUAAUAAUGAAAAUUAUAACAUAUUCAUUUCAAGCAGUGAAGAGGAGGAAGAAGAUGAAGAUAAAAGAAAAAAUGUCAUUCUAACGGAUAAAUUUACUGAUGAUAAGAAUAGAGAGGAUAUAACAAAGAAUUAUCCAGAUAGACAAUUUAUUAAAAGGAAAUUAAAAAAAAUACAAUUAUUGAAUAAAAGAUAUAAUUUUGUUGAUCACUUUAGAAAUGUACAAACUUUUAAAACAAAAGAAAAUUUAUUAUAUUGGAUAGAGAUGUUAAAAUUUUUAAGGGAAAAUCCACAAGAGAUUAAUGAUUUAUUUUCAACAAGAGAAAUUAAAAAGGUCAAUGUAGCAGAUUUUUUUGAAGCAUCUUUAAUGUGUGCUUUAACAGUAAUAAAGUUUGUAUCCUUAACAAUUAAUUCUAAAAAAUUAUAUAAGCAUACAUUAAAAUGUGGUAUUAAUAAAGUAGACAAUGAAAUAAUAAAUGAAGAUAAUAUAACAAUGGUGAAGGAACAUAAAAUAGAAGAAAUGUAUUUUAUACAUACAUUAAUUAUAUCAACAAAAUUAGAAGCAUUGUGUUCUUCUAUUAGUAAACAAUUAUGUACAUAUCUAGAAAAUGAAAAAACGGAAUUGCACAUCCCUAUCAUAAAAUCGUUAUCUAUAUUGUCUAUAUUGAAGCCGUCCACCUGA
Messenger RNA from Plasmodium falciparum 3D7, 14946 nucleotides. RefSeq lists its product as uncharacterized. Lineage: Eukaryota; Apicomplexa; Aconoidasida; Haemosporida; Plasmodiidae. The record is from RefSeq and is a predicted model, not a curated record.